Helianthus annuus (common sunflower) is the source of this 3589-nucleotide messenger RNA. RefSeq names its product pentatricopeptide repeat-containing protein At1g06710, mitochondrial. The record is from RefSeq and is a predicted model, not a curated record. Bases 88 to 3084 code for a protein of 998 amino acids. Lineage: Eukaryota; Viridiplantae; Streptophyta; Magnoliopsida; Asterales; Asteraceae. The transcript has 3 exons. Gene Ontology annotation, molecular function: protein binding.
GGGGAAAAUUCUCCGGUAUUCACAUAUAGCCAUCACUUAUAAACCCUAAUUCCCAAAAUCCAAAAUUUUAUUAUAUUUUCAGACAGAAUGAAAAGAAACCUGAUAAAGAUUUAUCUCCACUUACCAAACCAUCUUUCUUCCUCAAUCGCCACUUCAAUUUCUCUAACACCAAACCCUAAUUUACCCAAAAUUUCCCGCCAACCCCCAUUACACACCUUCUUCAAGCAAUCAAUAAACACUUCAUCCACUGAUCAAUUGGAGGGACUGAUCGAUCCCCAUUUCAAUUCCCCAGAUAACAGAUCAAACCCACAAAUUGAUUCUGAAAAAACCCCCAAUUUGGAAGAACAAUUUGCAAUCUUGCAGGGUUCGUUGUCAGUGGAAAAGAUCGAAUCUUGUAAGUAUUCAGAUGCUUAUAUUAUUUGUAAUGCAGUUAGAGAUAAUAAGUUGGAUUUUGGUGAUAAAACCCAUAAGUUUCUUGCUAAGUUUAGGGAGAAACUGAGUGAGUCACUAGUGGUUGAUGUGUUGAAACAACUUCCAAAUGCUGAGUUAGGUGUAAAGUUUUUUAUAUGGGCAGGUAGACAGAUAGGGUAUAGUCACACAUUAGCAGUGUAUGAUGCUUUGUUAGACAUAAUGCGAUGUGAUAACGAUAAUAUACCCGAGGAUUUCCUCCGGGAAAUUAAGGAUGAUGACGAUGAAGUGUUAGGAAAACUGCUUAAUGUAUUGAUUCGAAAGUAUUGUCGAAACGGGUCGUGGAAUGUAGCGAUCGAGGAGCUCGGUAGGCUUAAAGCUUUCGGAUACAAAGCUUCUCGGGUGACUUAUAAUGCUUUAGUUCAAGCGUUUCUUGAAGCAGGUAGACUAGAUUCGGCUGAUCUUGUUUAUCGGGAAAUGGUUGAUGUAGGUUACGAAAUGGAUGCACAUACGUUAGGUUCUUUUGCGUAUUCGUUGUGUAAAAUCGGGAAAUGGGGGGAUGCGCUUGAUAUGGUGAAAAGAGGGAAAACUGUUGCGGAUACUGUGUUGUAUACGAGAAUGAUAGGUGGGUUGUGCGAGGGUUCGUAUUUUGAAGAAGCUAUGGAGUUUUUGAACCGAAUGAGGUGUGAUUCUUGCUGUCCGAAUGUUAUUACUUACCGAACGUUGCUUUGUGGGUGUUUGAAUAAAGGAAAGUUGGGUAGAUGUAAGAUGAUUCUUAGUAUGAUGAUUGCGGAAGGGUGUUAUCCGAGUCCUAAAAUAUAUAAUUCGUUAGUUCAUGCUUAUUGUAAGUCGGGAGACUUUAGUUACGCUUAUAAGUUGGUUAAAGAAACGGGAAAAUACGGCGUCCGACCCGGUCAUGUAAUUUACAACAUUUUUAUUGGUGGGAUUUGUGGAAAGAACGAGAUGCCGAGCGAUGAUAAUUUAAAUUUGGCCGAAAUGGCUUAUGGCCAAAUGAUAGAAGGUGGAUUUGUGUUGAAUAAAGUCAACGUUGCUAAUUAUGCUCAAUGUCUUUGUGUGGCCGGCAAAUUUGAGAAAGCUUAUAGCGUUAUUCAAGAGAUGAUGAAAAAUGGUUUUGUACCGGACAACAGUACGUAUAAUAAAGUAAUUAGCUUUUUGUGUGGUGCUUCGAAAUUCGAGAAAGCUUUUUGGUUAUUCAAAGAAAUGAAAAAGAAUGGUGUUGUUCCAAAUGUUCAUACUUAUACAAUGUUGAUUGAUACUUUUUGUAAAGCCGGAUUGAUACCACACGCUCGUACUUGGUUUGAUGAAAUGGUUGCAAAUGGUUGUGCUCCAAAUGUGGUCACUUAUACCGCGCUUAUACAUGCGUAUCUUAAAGCGAAUAAGAUAAUCGAUGCCAACGAGUUGUUUGAGAUGAUGUUAUCAUGUGGUUGCUCUCCAAAUGUUGUCACGCUCACGGCUCUAAUCGAUGGUCACUGUAAAAUCGGUCAAACCGAAAAGGCAUUGCAGAUCUACACAAGGAUGAAGGGUAAAGAAAUUCCCGAUGUAAAUAUGUACUUUAAAGGUACAGAAAGCAACACGUUGGACCCAAAUGUUGUAACAUACGGAGCUCUGGUUGACGGUUUGUGUAAAGCGCACAAAGUUGACCAGGCGGUCAAACUUUUGGAUGUGAUGUCUAGUGAAGGGUGUGAACCUAACAAUGUUGUGUAUGAUGCUCUUAUCGACGGGUUGCUAAAAGACGGGAAGUUAGAGGAAGCAGAACACGUGUAUUUGAAAAUGUGUGAAAAUGGAUACAAUCCAAAUGUUUUUACUUACGGGGCUAUGAUUGAUAAAAUGUUCAAGGAUAAUCGUUUGGAUCUUGCUUCGCGGGUAUUAUCCCAAAUGCUUGAAGAUUCUUGCGCGCCUAAUGUCGUAAUCUACACCGAAAUGAUCGAUGGGCUUUGUAAAGUCGGGAAGACCGACGAAGCUUAUCGGCUCAUGGAGAUGAUGGAGACAAAAGGGUGUAAACCGAAUGUCGUUACUUAUACAGCUAUGAUUAAUGGAUUUGGAAUAGCGGGAAAAGUGGAAAAAAGUCUUGAAAUUUUUAAACAAAUGGGUAGUAAAAGUUGUGCACCGAAUUACGUUACCUACAGGGUGUUGAUUCAUCAUUGUUGUGCUUCGGGCCGUUUGGAUGAAGCCCAUGGGCUUUUAGAAGAGAUGAAAAUGACAUAUUGGCCCAAACAUAUGGCGAGUUAUCGAAAGGUUAUUGAAGGGUUUAAUCGGGAGUUUUUGAUUAAUAUUGGUUUGUUAGAUGAUAUAAGUGAGUAUGAUUUCGUGCCGGUCAUUCCGGUCUAUAAACUUUUGUUCGAUAGUUAUAGAAAGGCGGGAAAGUUGGAAGUGGCUUUGGAGUUACUUAAAGAAGUUAGCUCGUUAUCUUCAUCAAUUGAUAAAGAUUUAUACGUUUCAAUGAUCGAGAGUCUUUUGGUUUCACAUAGGGUCGAGAAAGCUUUUGAGUUAUACGCGGAUAUGAUAAGUAAAGGCGGUGUUCCUGAAUUCAGUGUCUUGGUCAACUUAGUCAAAGGUCUUGUAAAAGUCAACCGAUGGGAGGAAGCAAUUCAAUUAUCGCACAGCCUUUGUUACAUGGAUAUUCAGUGGCUUUCUUACAACACAAAUGAGAAGUAGGAAUAACCGAGCUUAACUCCGUGGGGCCAAAUUUGGGCUCGAAUAGCUGUCCAUGUCAGCAUGGCAGGAAGAUGAAGACACACACUUAUGAGGUUAUUUGCCUACGUUGUUUUCUCUUCAUUCUCGUUUGUGGGACCCACUUUCAAUCAUGAGGUGGCAACUAUGGCAACAGAUCUACCCAGUCCGAGCGCCGCUUUAUAUUGAAAAAGCACUGGAGUCUCACAGAAAUGAGUUUCAUUGUUAGAUGUUACAUGUUUAAUGAAGGGGUAUAUAUGUAUUUUCACAUCAUUAGCAUGACUGUCUGUGGUGGGACUCUGCAGCUAGUGUAAAUCAUUUACAACAUACAAGGACUUAGAUAUGGAUGAGUUGACUAUUUUACCCAGGACAAAGUGGCUGGGAGAUGUGUGCUCUGGUGGAUUCUAUAUGUCAAUAGGUGAUGUAACAUAAUUUAAUUUUUUGACAUAUAUACCCAUUCAGUUUAAUGCUUAUUUCUAUUUUAAAUUUU